ACAUUCUGUCCAGACAAGUUCCGGAUAAUAGUCUAGUGCAGACCUAAUCGAUAGAUCUCCACACGAAAAUGAAUCUUAUUAAAAUCGAAACGUGACGGACAGAUAAAAUAUUAUGUUUUCGAUCGAGUUCUUGGAACAAUGACACUGUAAAGAUGUAUCGAAGUGUUUUUUGUAGUAUACUUCGAUCUGCGAAGCUUCGUAUACAUAAAAACUUUUUUUUAUCCUAUUUAGAUAGUUGUGAGCUGCGGUGAGGUCAGUAUAUUGGAACAUCUUUACAAGUAAUGACCAGUGAUGAUAUCGCGCCACGGAAAUACCAAGAUUGUGUUGUGAAUUAAGUGUUUAUCGUAAACAAGUUUCUCAAAGAAUAACAAAAAUGGACUCUGUUAAAGUCGUUUUAAGUCUUGUGAUAUUCAUUUUGUGCAGUUCAACAUGUUUUGGAGUAUUCAUAUCAAACCUGAACGAGACGUGUUUCCGGUGCCUGUGCCACGUGACGGGCUGCGACCUGGCGGCGACCUGCGGCGGCGGCUACUGCGGGCCCUUCUACAUCUCGCGGCUGUACUGGAUCGACGCCGGGAAGGUCACUCUGGAGAAUGAUGACCCGGAGAGGGAUGAAGCAUACUCAGACUGCGCGAGGAACUAUUACUGCUCCAUCAAGAUAGUGGAGGCCUACAUGGCGAAAUAUGGAAAUGACUGCAACGGCGACGGCGUGACGGACUGCUACGACUACAUGAUGAUCAACCACAACGGCGGGCACGGCUGCACCACGCCGCUCAGCCGCUCCGCCAGCGGGCGACGCCAGCUGCAGCUGUUCAAGCAGUGCAAGUUUUAGGAGGCCAAGAUCAGUUUCAAACUUUAGGUGGUUCACACACUGCCUUGCAUCACGCUCCGUUUUUCAAGAAUUGUAUGAAUGAACCAGAGAGCCUUUGAAGCUUUACACCUUAGUCGCUUCACGCUCUGCCCCGCAUCACCCACCGUUUUUCGUGAUGCGU
Molecule: messenger RNA, 989 nt
Organism: Plutella xylostella (diamondback moth)
Lineage: Eukaryota; Metazoa; Arthropoda; Insecta; Lepidoptera; Plutellidae
Product: lysozyme
Molecular function (GO): lysozyme activity
Source: RefSeq, a predicted model, not a curated record